Messenger RNA from Gregarina niphandrodes, 2601 nucleotides. RefSeq lists its product as hypothetical. The transcript has 2 exons. The coding region runs from base 1 to 2601 and encodes 866 amino acids. The record is from RefSeq and is a predicted model, not a curated record. Lineage: Eukaryota; Apicomplexa; Conoidasida; Eugregarinorida; Gregarinidae.
AUGAGCCGGCGGCUGCAUCAACUGAAAGAGUGCUACAGUCCGCCAGAGCUGGUGGAUAAAUUUUUAGUGCUUGCACUCGCACCGAGUCCUGAGGAAUUCGACAUUUCGACUUUGAGUUUUUCGAUGAAAGAAUACAUCAGCACUGAACUCACAGACUCGGACCUCAGCGAGCUGUGUCACACCCCCGUCUUUAAGGACCUCAACAUGUCAGAUGGGCUAAAGAGCGUGUUACAAGACAUUCUCAAUGCCUUCCCCCGGACUUGGGACGUAUGCAGCGACGUCGUGGUCUUUGCGGGGGCCUUCGCAUACGACCUUGAAUCAGCCGAAAAAACAGACCAGUCGUGUCCGGUGCUUGGUGGGACUUUGUCUCUCGGGAAUUCGCCUCUGACACGACGGGACGAGGUGGGUAAUGCUGACUUGGACAACCUGGUUUACUCCGUGACUUCCCGGAUAAAUGCGCUAAGUCAGUAUGUUACGGGGCGCAGACGGAGGUUGCUGGGGCUGCACGAAAGCGGCCGCAGAUUGCACCGCAUCCUGUUUGAUGUAGACGAUGCCACUGAGCUGGCAGCGGCGAACAUUGCGGAACUGCUAUAUCCACGGCCGUCGUCGUCGGAAGGUCGCGAGUUGCGUGUGAAGGAAGAGGUCAUCAAAACGGCCGUGCUGACGCUGUUCGAUAUUUACUCGCGGCAAGUACGAGCGUACAACUUGGUUCAUGGCUUCCUCGUCCAUGCGCGGAACUCUACACAGCAGGAGGCCCGACCGGGUGUGAACCCCACCGCUGAAGCGGAACAGUCGACGAAUGAACUCGAAGAUUUUCUGGGUGUGGUCGGUACUUUCCUGAGUCAGCAACCGCCUGCUCGCCGUUUGGCGUCGCAGACGGCGUGGCGCUUUGCGCCGACGCCUGCCAAAUGGCGAAUGUUGCGUCACGAGCAGCAGCUGCAGUUGUAUACAUUGGUCGACGACAUCGCACGCGUGCGUGCAGACCUGCGCGCCUGUCAGGAUGCCUGUCAAAGUCUCGCACAGCAAGUGGAGUACACACUCAGCGUAUAUAAUCCGGACUUCUUCGAUCUUGAUGGGCAACCAUACCUGGCUUUCGCACUUGCGCGGGCGUCCUUUUUUUGUGUACGGCAUUGUCGCACACCGAUCUUUGCGCCGGCUAUUUCAAACUUCGCUAAUAUAUGCUUCCAUGGCAUCGUGGAUGCCUCUUCGGAAGACAUCAAGCGCGGUGCGUUUCUGGGUAGAAGCGGCGCGGUUGGAACGCAUAUGCCCGUUUCCACUUACCGCUGGAGUUUGGACGCACUCGAGAACACUUGCGAAGAAGGCAUUAAGGCGGUGUACAAAAUAUCCCUCGGCGUCCCCGAGCCUAUGGAGGGCAUGCGAUUGGGCCUGCUGUCGCUCUACGAGGAGCUGCCCGACGUCGAGGACGAGUCCCUGUGUGCGCACGUAUCUCUCGGACGCGCGGCAUAUGAGAUGGUCGGGGCGUGCGUCAACGAAAUCACCAGUGUUGCUGAGCUCGGACGUUUUGCGGGUGAAGUCUAUAAGACCGCCUACGACUACUGGGCCAGCCCUGCCUACCACGACCUCACCAGUCAGUUCGAAAACCUCGCGCUCCAUGAAACAUUUCUUGACGGCGUCUUGCGAACACACACACUUACCAUCGACGCGCCGCGCACGAAAUACACCGUCAGCCCCCACAUGAUCCGCUUCUUCCGCCUCAUGCAACGGGCCAUACUUAAAAUGGUCGCACUCGUCGACUUCGACGUCGUCCGCGACCAGGACGAAGGUCAAGACCGUCGGGACGAAGGUCAAGACCGCCGUGACGAACCAUGGAGCCAACCCCGUCAGACUGAGAAGGAUAUUUUCCACUCCUCCUUCUUCGAAAGACGAGAAUGGAAAGAUAUCGUCGACUACGCCUCCAAGGUCAUUGCCACGGACCUUGCCGCGAUCAAGUACCCCUGUCUCGCAAAUUACAAACAGGAGCUCCGCAUCGAUGACGACCAACCGCCUGUAGAGUCAGUAGAUAAGCCGGUCGUGGAAGAUAAGUUGGUCGCGGAAGAGAAGCCCAUGUUGCAGAAAGACCGUGCCGCUGCGGAACCUGUACCCGAGGUCCUGAGGCCGGGGUCGGAGGGACAGGGGUUGACAGGUGUAAAAAUAGACGUCCGAAACGAGGACCAGAAAGAACCGGACCUGCGCAAGUACGAAGACCUUGGCGACGAGGAGUUGCGCGAGUCCAAACGUCUCCUGGAAGAGUCAUUCAUCCGCAACAGGAUUCCGAUUCGUAGAGCGUCUGCAAACAAAAUUCCAAACGAGGAGCCGGAGGCGCAGGAGCAGGCCACGGAGCACGAGGGGGCGACGGAAUCGGAGGGGCUUUCGGGACCGGAGGCGCCGGCGGAGCGGGAGGGAGGCGGUGAGGAAGAGGAAGGAGCUGAAGGGGAGUCAAGACGAACAUCCAAGGUUAUCCCGCCGUACAACUGGGAACCUUAUGCUCCCUCGUUCAAAUCGCAGCUGGUCAUUUCGUCUGCCGAAGACGGCGACGGGACCACCUACCAACUGAAGGGCAACAGCAUCUCCGUUGAGUCCAGCGAUAACGACGAAAUUUGA